Molecule: messenger RNA, 2014 nt
Organism: Anopheles cruzii
Lineage: Eukaryota; Metazoa; Arthropoda; Insecta; Diptera; Culicidae
Product: beta-galactosidase-like
Exons: 8
Coding region: 66-1943 (625 amino acids)
Biological process (GO): carbohydrate metabolic process
Cellular component (GO): vacuole
Molecular function (GO): beta-galactosidase activity
Source: RefSeq, a predicted model, not a curated record
CGGUACCUACUUCCAAAGACCUUACAAGUUCCGUUCAUCGCAACUCGGAUUAUCGGUCACUGAAAAUGAAAAUGUACGCAGUGUUGCUGACGCUGGCGCUGAGUGUCUACUGGAUACGGCCCAUUGAAGGGCAUCAAUUUGUCCGCAAAUUUGAUAUCGAUUUUGAAAAUGACACCUUCACCAAAGACGGCCAACCGUUCCAGUUCAUCUCUGGUUCGUUCCACUACUUUCGUGCCUUGCCUGAAUCCUGGAGACACAUUCUCCGCUCCAUGAGGGCGGCCGGCUUAAACACAGUCAUGACGUACAUCGAAUGGUCACUUCACGAACCAUUGCCGGGACAGUACCGCUGGGACGGGAUUGCUAACCUGGAGGAAUUUAUUACCAUUGCAAGAUCGGAGAAUCUGUUCGUUAUCUUGCGCCCGGGUCCAUACAUUUGCGCCGAACGCGACAUGGGUGGCUUCCCACACUGGUUGCUUACUAAACACCCCAACAUCAAGCUGCGGACUUACGACGCAGACUAUCUUAGGGAAGUUCUAAAUUGGUACAGCCAGCUGAUGCCUCGCAUCACGCCACAUCUGUACGGUAACGGGGGACCAGUGAUUAUGGUGUCGAUCGAAAACGAAUACGGAUCGUUUAGUGCGUGCGAUAAGAAGUAUAUGGAGUUUUUGAAAAAUAUAACCGUGCAUUUUGUGCAAGACAAAGCUGUGCUCUUCACCAAUGACGGGCCGGAGCUGUUGAGCUGUGGGUCGAUUCCUGGAAUUUUACCAACGUUGGAUUUUGGUGCAACGGACGAUCCAAAUGUUUUCUGGAAGCAGCUCCGCAAGUUUAUGCCGAAAGGGCCACUGGUUAACGCGGAGUACUAUCCCGGCUGGCUAACUCACUGGAUGGAGCCGAUGUCACGCGUGGACAGUGGACCCGUGAUCCACACUUUGCGCUUGAUGUUAAACCAAAAGGCGAAUGUAAAUUUCUACAUGUUUUUCGGUGGUACUAACUUCGGUUUUACCGCCGGGGCAAACGAUGUUGGUCCGGGUAAGUAUAGCGCGGACAUUACCUCGUACGACUACGAUGCCCCACUGGACGAGGCCGGUGAUCCGACGGACAAGUAUUUCGAAAUACGAAAAGUACUCAUUGAGUACUUUGGAGAUCCGGGUGUACAGCCACCUGAAAAACUUCCCAAAAUGUCCCUCGACACGGUGUGGCUGGAGCGACGGGGUUCGUUGCUGUCGAAGCAUGGACGGAGGAAGCUUUCGAACCAGAUAGCCGCCUCGUUGGUACCUGUUACAUUUGAAGCGCUCAACCAACGUUCUGGAUUUCUGCUCUACGAAACGACACUACCUGCAGACUGGAACCGGGAUCCUUACACGUUGAAAGUGGAACAAAUUCACGAUCGAGCAUAUGUGCACGUUGAUAACGUUUUCUGUGGUAUUCUCUCGAGAGAGACCAAUGCUCAUACUAUCCCUCUCAGUGUGGGGCUCGGAACUAAGCUGCAGCUUCUGGUGGAAAAUCAAGGACGAAUCAACUAUAACAUUCCCAACGAUUUCAAAGGCAUGUUGGGAUCCGUGAUGAUCGACAACACGCCGCUAAACAAUUGGACGAUUACUAGCUAUCCGCUCGAUAGCUAUCAUUAUAUCGAAAACUUCUUGAAACAUCAACCGCAGGACGAUUUACCUGAAGCCGGGGCGCAGAUUUACUACGGAACCUUCCUUAUAAGCAACGAUACCAUCCACGAUACGUAUUUGUAUCCGAACGAAUGGGGCAAAGGGUUGGUGUUUGUGAAUGGGUUCAACCUCGGUCGCUACUGGCCCUUGGCUGGACCACAAAUCACACUGUAUGUUCCGAGACAUAUUUUAAUGAAAGGUGUUAACAAGCUUGUUAUGAUUGAGUACCAAAAGCGCAUUCAGCAUCCCUACGUGCAGUUUAUCGAUAAGCCAAUAUUUGGCUAGUGACGAAGGCACUUUUAUUUAACCGCCGGCAGGCGAGAAGGGUGAAACUAAAGCAAUAAUAAAUUUCCUUA